Messenger RNA from Coccomyxa subellipsoidea C-169, 2894 nucleotides. Its product is annotated as ABC transporter family protein. Gene Ontology annotation, molecular function: ATP binding; ATP hydrolysis activity. The transcript is spliced from 14 exons. The record is from RefSeq and is a predicted model, not a curated record. Bases 157 to 2385 code for a protein of 742 amino acids. Lineage: Eukaryota; Viridiplantae; Chlorophyta; Trebouxiophyceae; Coccomyxaceae.
GGAAGCUGUGCUAACACAGGCAAUCACAGUACUGUAUCAGUAACUUGCCAGAACUGCCUCAGGGACAAUCCGCCUUUGCAAAAGGUUGUAGUGCAACAAGUUCAAGAAGUUGUCUGUCCUCUGCAUUCAGUGCUGGCAACAAUCGAGUAGCUAGCCAUGUUUGCACCAAGCACAAGCUAUGUUUGUGCUAUGCUGCCACCUUGUCCCACACACCUGCAGUCUCGUGGGCUUCAAGCCAAGCAGCACAUCCCGCUGUGCAGCAGACCAGUAGUGCCAUUGAGCAGCUCGGAAACGUUUUCCUCCAAGCUGGCGAGCCAUUCACUGGCAAGCACAAGGAGUAGACAGCCCGUCCAGGCCAGGGCUGCAGUCGCAGUGAAGGAAGAGCAGCAGUCGGCACAGCCGGCAACUGCGGAGCAGUCCGGGGCCCAGGCAAAGGGAGGAAAAGGGAAGGGCAAGGGAGGGAAAGGCGGUAAAGGGAAGAGUGGCGGUGGCGGCGGAGAGGGCGCCAGAGCUGCUGCCUCCACAGUCAGCUCUGGUGUAAAGCUAGAAGAUAUCAGGAUCACCUUCAAAAACCAGGAGCUCUUGAAGGGCGUGUCUUGGGAGGUGAAGAAGGGCGAGCGGGUGGGCCUAGUGGGCAUAAACGGAGCAGGGAAGACGACGCAGCUGCAGAUCAUCACUGGAGCGCUGCAGCCGGACUCAGGCGCUGUUGUGAAGGAGAAGCCCAACAUGCGCAUCUCCUACCUCACCCAGGAGUUUGAUGUGGAGCCCACCCGGACUGUUCGGGAGGAGUUCAUGUCGGCGUACGCGGAGCAGAUGGCGGUGGUGAACAGGCAGGAGGAGAUCCAGAAGGGCCUCGAGUCGUGUGGCGAGGACAUGGACCGCAUGGCAGAACUGCUGGACGAACUCCAAGAGCUGAGCGGGCAGGCCAUGGAGCUGGACAUCCGGCUGCUGGACAAGAAGGUGGACCAGAUGAUGCCAGAACUGGGCUUCACCGCCGAGGACAACGACCGAUUAGUCGCGUCUUACUCCGGCGGCUGGCAGAUGCGCAUGUGCCUGGGCAAGAUUCUGCUGCAGGAGCCAGACCUGCUGCUUCUGGAUGAGCCCACCAACCACCUCGACCUGGAUGCUCUGGAGUGGCUUGAAGGGUACCUGCGGAAGCAGGACAUUCCGCUGGUGAUAGUCUCCCACGAUCGUGAGUUUCUGGACCAGCUGUGCACCAAGAUAGUGGAGACGGAGCACGGCAAGGCCACUACCUACAAGGGCAACUACACGCAGUAUGUGGCAGCCAAGGCCGAGAAGGUGGCCCUGCAGUGGGCUGCCUAUGAGAAGCAACAGAAGGAGAUCGCGCGCCAGACGGACAUCAUAGCGCGACUGACGGGCGGCGACCAGGCCGGCCGCGCGGCAGCCGCCAAGAAGGCGCUGGAGAAGAUCAAAAGCGAGGAGGGCAUUGUGACUAAGCCCUUUGUGCCCAAAAAGCGCUCGUUUGCAUUCCCCACCCCUGAGCGCAUGGGGCAGCGCGUGUUGGAGAUCAAUGGGCUGACUCAUGGCUACGGCGACAGACUCCUGUUCGACAGAGUUGACCUGGAGAUUGAGAAAGGGGAGCGCGUUGCCAUCAUAGGUCCCAACGGGUGCGGAAAGAGCACGUUGCUGCGGCUGAUCAUGGACAUCGAGAAGCCCAUUGCUGGCAGCCUUGGCCUGGGGCAGCACCACAUCCUGCCCAACUACUUUGAGCAGAACCAGGCAAUUCCCUACCCUACCCUGCCACGAGGCUGUCCAUACAUAAUGAUGAGUUUUGCUGAGGCGCUGGACCUGGACCUAAGCGUGCAGGAGACUCUGGAGCGGUCGGCGACAGACGCGCAACUGAAUGACAUCAAGGCCCUGCUCGGCCGCAUGAUGUUCACCGGCAAAGCCGUCCACAAAAAGGUGCGGGUGCUGAGCGGCGGAGAGAAGGCGCGGCUGGCGCUGGCCAAGUUCAUGCUGACGCCAGGCACGCUGCUAGUCUUGGACGAGCCGACAAACCAUCUAGACAUUCCCAGCAAGGAAAUGCUGGAGGAAGCGUUGGUCGCAUUCCCGGGCGCUGUCAUUUCCGUGUCCCACGACCGAUACUUCCUGCGCAAGAUCGCCACGCGCAUCGUCGCGGUGCGCGGGUGCACGCUGCGCGACUAUGAGGGCAACUACGACCGCUUCCUGGAGAAGAACGAGGGCGAGGCAGAGGUCAUGGCAGAGAAGCAGGCCAAGAAACGCGAGCUUGAGAAGUCCCAGAUCAAGGCCAAGUCCAAGUUGAGCAAGGCGGAGAAGAUGAUGCAGAAGAAGGCCAAGGCGAAGGAUUUCAACACCAAGAAUCCGGUUGGGAAGGAGGCCAAGAAUGCCAAGAGGUGGAAUUGAGCGUGCAGACUUUCUUCUUGCUCUGUCUGGUGCAGUCGAUAUUGUAUUUUCGCCGCUCAUGCAAAGGCAGUCCGGGCAUGCAGAGCGUGCAUGCGGCAGAUUACAUCAUCCGAGCGUAGCAGUGCUGUUACCACCCGUUUUUUGCGCUUGCCAGUUAGAUUGUCUGAAGCUGGGACUCCUGACACAAGUCUGGUCCUUUGGAUUGUUGCCCUAAAGGCGUACUGCUUUGUACACUAGAUUAUCUCUGAUUUUGUUGCCAUGUGGGAAUUCUGGCAAGAACAGUCUUUUGCAGUCCCUCCUAGGAGGCCUGUGCGAUGCGCGAUACAGUGCUUCCUAUUGACGUUUAUGUAUACUGGAUUUGGAAAUUGUUGGCAGGCUUAUUCUGUUGAAGCUGCAGGACAGCGCCUGAUCCUACACCUUUAUUGUACUCCGGGGCUCAUCAUGCCGCUCACCAUCUGAGAUGCGGCAUCUGCAUGGAUGUGCCCAUACUGUGAUGUAAUUUUGCGAAC